Molecule: messenger RNA, 1956 nt
Organism: Daucus carota subsp. sativus
Lineage: Eukaryota; Viridiplantae; Streptophyta; Magnoliopsida; Apiales; Apiaceae
Product: transcription initiation factor TFIID subunit 12
Exons: 8
Coding region: 82-1719 (545 amino acids)
Biological process (GO): DNA-templated transcription initiation; RNA polymerase II preinitiation complex assembly
Cellular component (GO): transcription factor TFIID complex; SAGA complex; SLIK (SAGA-like) complex
Molecular function (GO): TBP-class protein binding; DNA binding; protein heterodimerization activity
Source: RefSeq, a predicted model, not a curated record
GGUAUAUCUGUCGCUCAGGCCUCUAUAAAUAAGUGAAAACACAAUCCCCAUUUCCCACCCAAAUUACCACCACAAUUGACCAUGGAACCACCCGCCCCAACCCCCACCCCUCUCCCAAACGACGUCGUAACCCAACCCCCACCACCCACACCAGUCGCACCCGCACCCGCACCCACCCCUACCCCUACCCCCGCCGCACCCACACCCCAACCACCACCACCACAACAAACCCCCAUCGCACCACAACCCUCACUCCAGCCCACUCCCCCAAACCCUAACCCUAACCCCAGACCCCCAAUCCAACAACCUCAACAACUUCCCGCCUCGACAAUCGUGAACACGCAGUCCAGACCGCCUUAUAACAGACCAGCAUGGGCCCAGCCUCCCCAACAACCCCAACAAACUCCUCAUCCUCAUUUCCAGCAUUUUCCGGGUUCGGCUCCGGCUCCGCCCGUGCCUGCGUUUUCAUCGUCUGCGGCGCCCCCGGUUUCAACUUUGCCUCAGAGAGGCGGAAUAGCUAUCGGUGUUCCCGCCACUCCUCCGCCCAAUUUCACGAAUAUGACUCCGGUUCAACCGCCUCAGUUUACUGGACAGCAGUUCAGUGGUUUGGCUCGGAACCCGGUUGCUAUGCCAGAUACGGGGCCAAGGUCGAUCACGAACCAGUUGAGACAGCCGAUACAAGGAAUUCAGGGGACUGGAAUGAUGGGAGCACCUUCAGCAAUGCGACCAGGUGGCGUUCCUGCACAACAUCAACAGAGGCCGGUGCAGCCAUCUCUUAGACCGCAGGCAAAUCUCAAUACUCAACCCCCGAAUUCCCAAAAUUUCCAAAACCAUAGCCUCUUAAGAGCUUCAGCUGUAGGAUCCCCUAGUUCAUCACAGGGUUUGCAGCCUCAUAAUCAACCUUGGCUACCUUCUGGAUCCCAAGGGAAGCCUCCUUUACCACCUACACAAUUCAGACCACCAUCAAGUACGCAGCCACCGCAGCAAAGAUCCAUCCUACCUCCACAUCAUCUUCCCAUUGCAAAUACUCAGCAACAGCAGCAUCAAAUAUCCUCUGGUCAACAAUCGCAAGCUGCACUCUCACAUCAGCAGCAAGAGCAUUACGGCCAACAAUACCCACCCUCAAGAAUCCAACAGUCUGUGCCCCAUCAGCAACAGAUUGCAAGAGGCCAGGGAAUUGGAAAUCAGAAAAUUUCCUCUCAGCCGAUGGCACAAUCUAGUGCUAUCCAACAGAACCCCUCUGGGGCAACUGCUGUUGUGGGGUCUGGUGAAUCUUGUACUAGAAUUCUUAGCAAAAGAAGUAUCCAGGAGCUGGUAGCUCAGAUUGACCCAUCAGAGACGUUGGAUCCUGAAGUAGAAGACAUACUUGUAGACAUUGCAGAUGAAUUCGUAGAAUCUAUAACAACAUUUGGUUGCUCUUUGGCCAAACAUCGCAAAUCAAACACUUUGGAAGCCAAGGACAUUCUUCUACAUCUUGAAAGAAACUGGAAUAUGACUCUUCCUGGAUUUAGUGGAGAUGAGAUCAAGGGAUACAGAAAACCGUCGUCUAGUGAGAUUCAUAGAGAAAGACUCUCAGCGAUAAAGAGGUCCAUGUUAGCUACUGAGACAACUAAUACCAAGGCUUCAGGUGGUCAAGCGGGAGGAAAUGUGAAAGGUCAUUUAAAGGGAGCUGCCAACAUAGUCGGUUCGCCAAAUCCUAGGAUGCGUGAUGCUUCAUGAAGCACUUAGCUGGCAGUUCAACAUCCAAUGGUUUUUAGUUUUCACCCACUUUAACCAUCCAAUAGUUUUCACCCACUUUAACCUGGGGCUAUUUUCACUCUAGCCUCUCCAAAACAAUUGGUAAUGGUAGAUUGGUUUUUGGUAAAAAUAUCGUAAUGGCAGUCUGUUGAAACAUUCUUUUUGUGAAUAGCAAGUUAGUUUUAAAUUCUUUAUUCUACUGAUAUUACUUUUCAGGAA